AGAAUCAAUAAUUAGAUCUCCUCCAUAAAGAUUAUCGAUAUCAACCUUCAACAAGAAACAACUAGAAAAAUUAAGAAAGAAAAACACACAUCCCCAUUAAUACCGAGGAAGAGGAAGUUGAAAACCCUUGGGCUGUCCCUUGGUGGGUGUUUCUUUAGGUUUUCUUGUUCGCGACGAUUUUCGGUGGCUUGUAAAUGGCAGCGUAUAGGCUCCUGAUUUUCUCCCUCUUUUUGGCCCUAGUUUUCACCAAGAUUGGAGCCGAUGCCUCAACUGAACCGCUGCUUGAAUCGGACGCCGCCGAUUCUUCUGCUCUUAAGAUGGAGUUGGAUCAACUGAAGUCUAAGAUCCGUCUUCUUGAAUCAAAUGUUGUGGAGAAAAUUCGAGAAUUGAAAACCAAGGAUGAGAUGAUAAAGCUGAAAGAUAAAAUUAUAGAAGAAAAAUCUGACAGCAUGGCAUCGUUGCACUCUGAAUUAUCAUCUCUUCAGAAAAAAGGAACCUCAGAUGCUGAGGAACGGGUGGGAAAAGCUCAUGCGAAAGCUCUUGAAUUGCAGAAACAGGUUGAUAAACUUAAAACUGAACUAGAAGCAAAAUUGAAGGAUAAAGAUUAUUUGGAAUCCCGUGCAACUAAAGCUGAGAACAAGUUGAAUGAAUUGAAUUUGCAGCUAGAGAAUCUUCAAAAGAUCAAUAAGGAACAGGAGAACAAACUAGCAAAAACUGAGCGAGCUCUAAAAAUUGCAGAGGAAGAACUGAUAAAGGCAAAGUUUGAGGCCACUUCAAAGGCAAAUGAGUUGAUGGAGGUUCACAGCGCAUGGCUCCCACCUUGGCUUGCUACACAGUUAAUUCGUGGUCAGGCCUUCAUUCAGACACAUUGGAAUCAGCAUGGAAAACCAAACAUGGAUAUGGUGAUCCAGAAGGCUCUAGAGAGAAAGGCCUUAGCUAAAAAGUGGGCUGAACCCCACAUGGAAGCAAUUAAAACCAAAUGGGUUCCAGCUGCUAAGGAUCAGUGGGUGGCGGUAACUACAUAUGCUGAACCACAUGUGCAAUCGCUAACUGCAAAAACUGUUGAAAUUUAUGAGGUAUCGAAGGCUACAAUAACUCCUCAUAUUAUCAAAGUUCAAGAAACAGUUGAUCCUUACUUCCAGGAAGCCAAGAAGUUCAGUAAGCCAUAUAUUGAUCAGGUUGCUACUUUAGCAAAGCCUCAUGUUGAUAAAAUUUCUGUGGUGAUGAAGCCCUAUACAAAGGAGGUAGUUAAAGCUUAUGGGAGGUUUUUGGAAUCAGCAACAACAUACCAUCAACAGGUUCAAGCCUCUGUGCAAGAAACUUUGAAGAAGCAUGAGCUGACAAGACCUCUUGCAACCAAAGAGCUUGAAUGGUUUUCGGCAUCUGCUCUAUUGGCUCUACCUAUUAUUAUUUUGUUCAGAAUAUUUUCAGCAAUUUUCUGCAAAAAGACAAAGAAGCGUGUUCGACAUACUAAUGCAGUCCACCAUGGUCGUCGUAAGGGCAAAAGGGGGCACACAGACAAGUAGACUGCGUGUAUUUAGGUUUUGGUCUCUGAAUGUUGGGAAAUAUUAGAGGCUAACUGGACGUAUGUUUUUACUUUUUAGGGGCUCUAGGUGAUCAUGUUGGGUAGGGAGCUGUGGUGUUGCAAUUGGAAGUAUUUAAUCUUCUCUUACCCCUCAAGGUCCCUGGUUUUAAUAUUAUUAUUAUUUUUUGGGGAGGGUGUGGAAUUAGAAAAAGUUAAGAACCCUAGUGAUGCUACAAGGUUGAAAUCUUGAGAUUCCUAGUUUUAGGAGUUGUGUAUUUUAUUUAUGUUAGUGUAAUUUUUUUUUUUCUUCUGGAUUCACAAACGAAACAACUCAGUCUCUGUUUCAGAAAUCAUCAUACUUUUUAAGUUGAGACAUCCAAGGGGUUUUAUACUCUA
Molecule: messenger RNA, 1921 nt
Organism: Gossypium raimondii (Peruvian cotton)
Lineage: Eukaryota; Viridiplantae; Streptophyta; Magnoliopsida; Malvales; Malvaceae
Exons: 15
Coding region: 195-1526 (443 amino acids)
Source: RefSeq, a predicted model, not a curated record